ACCUUGUUUGGCUCAGUCGAGUCCCGGCUCUCCCCCGCGCGUGAUGCGGACCUUUCCCUGCACCGGACACCGGAGAGACACCCGAGGACAUUCAUAUCGACAAACGGCCAUCACGCGGCUCAGUUCAUGUUGGACAUUUAUAUUAAAAAAAGACAAUUAAAAAAAGGGAAGGGAUUUCUCAAUUUUUGAAGUCUGAUAGCAUCCUUGGACAUGUUUUGACUUCUUUUUCUGCGCGUAGUUUUCAAAGUGAACAAGAAGAAUGUUAAUGCACAGAAGUCUUUUCUCUGGAAGCUCGCGGUUGAAAUGGAUGGCCACAUUACUUCACACGGGUCUGUUGCUGCAGCCGGCGCUGUGGGACACGACAGCGGCCAUCCACCCAGACUGUGCCCUGGUGGUUCAGCACAUGAAGGCUCAAGAACAAUGUAACCAGAUCCUACAGCAGGAGGAGAACAACCACUCUACCGGGGCAGGCUGUCUGACAGAGUGGGAUGAUAUCCGCUGCUGGCAUCGGGCAGAUGUGGGACAGGUGGUCAGCGUCUCGUGUGCCAAUGCGUCCCAGCUGUUUGCUAACAACAAAGGUUACAUCUACAGGAACUGCACGGAGCAUGGAUGGGCCGAGCCCUACCCGUCCUAUGACAAGGCCUGCGAGUUCACUGAGUACGAAGAGACAGAUCCAGAGACAACAUACUUCUCCAACUUCAAACAGGUGUACACGGCGGGCUACGCUACCUCGCUCAUUUCUCUUAUUUCAGCGAUCUUUGUCUUUACCGUGUUCAGGAAGUUCCACUGCACCAGGAACUACAUCCACAUCAACCUGUUCUUCUCCUUCAUCCUGAGGGCGAGCGCUGUCUUCAUUAAAGAUGGCGUUCUUUUUUCGGAUGUAGACCUGGACCACUGCUUCAUGUCUACUACAUCCUGUAAAUCCGCCGUGGCCUUCUUCCAGUUCAGUAUCCUGGCCAACUACUUCUGGCUGCUGGUGGAGGGCAUGUACCUGCAGACGCUGCUUGCUCUCACCUUUGUCUUCCAGAAGAAAUACUUCUGGUGGUACAUACUCAUCGGCUGGGGUGUCCCAACAACAAUCAUAACGGCGUGGAUCCUCACUCGAAACUUCUACGAUGACAAGGGGUGCUGGGAUGACACAGAUGUGGCCAUAAUCUGGUGGAUCAUAAAAGCUCCAAUAACUGCAUCUCUACUGGUGAACUUCAUCAUCUUCAUCAACGUGAUCCGCAUUCUGGUCCAGAAGUUGAGAUCUCCUGGUGUUGGUGGCAACGACACCAGUCACUUUAAGAGGCUGGCCAAAUCCACUCUGCUUCUCAUCCCUCUGUUUGGGAUGCACUACAUGGUUUUUGCUUUCCUGCCAGAAAACACAGGAGCAGAGGCCCGAAUCUUCAUAGAGCUCGGUCUGGGAUCCUUCCAGGGAUUUGUUGUGGCCCUGCUUUACUGUUUCCUGAAUGGCGAGGUGCAGGCAGAACUGAAGAAGAGGUUUUGGAAGUGGCAGACUCAGAGUUACCUGAGGUACAGUAAACGACGGCGUACGCUGUUCACUGAAAGCAGCACGGUCACUCAGAUCUCCGUCUUGGACAAAUCCAGCCCCAAAGAUCAGCCGACCUCAGAGACACACGCCCUCACAGCCAGCAACGUCUCCAUUGUGUGAGGAACGUUUCCUAACGUUCAUGUCCUAUGUUACACCCGCUCGGUAUUUGGACGACGUCCUGAGCAGGUGACUAAACCUCGGAGCCUGAUUGUUGAAUGUUUAAAGUUCCUCUUAACUUGGUUGCAGAGUCCCACACGGGCUGUCAAACGUAGGUCUUUCAUUCCCUUUUUUAUUCACAAUAUCCCACACCACUUUUCCUCAUGAUAUUACUUAUUUUUUUCAGGCUUAAGACAGAGAGACCACAUGUGCUAGUGCCUUUGUUUUUAUCACAGGCAAGAUUUAGCUUUGGGGUCCCUUUAAACCACCAAAUUAGUUCUCUUUUACUAAAGUGCUGAUAUCAAUUACACCAUGAAUGUGGUUUGAAAUUAUUGUCCUUUAAGUUAAAAAUCAACCACAUUAUACUAAAAGUAACAAUUAUGAUUAGUUUCUUAGAGUCCUUCUAGUUCAACUGUUCUGCUUCGUGUUAAAAUGUAUUUACUUGUUUAGUUGUAGUUGUUUUUUUGUUGUUUUUUUAUAGGGGGAAAUGUACAUCAACUAAAAUAGAUUGUCCUCUGUUGUGGUCUCAAGUAGCCAGAAGACAGACAAUGGUCCAAAAGGGGUUGGAGCAGGACAGGACAUGUUGUAACAGGACUUUCACUCAGGACAUUGGGAUUUGUGUAAAACCAAAAGUCAACUGCAUUUAACGGAUGUUAGAAGUGACACAAUGACGUCCGCGACGUCGCGUUACGUCCUUAUUUUAGCAGUUUUUUGUAAUUUUAUGCCCCAAACCCUUAACCUUCACCCUAGCCUAUGUCAACAACGUAUCAUUUGCGGGGUUGAUCAGGUGCCGCUGGAAAUUCUGGCCAAUGUCGCUAAUUUUUUUCGGCCAAAUGUCCGUCUCCUUUCUUUGUGUUGGCGUUCUAAACUCUAGUGGAUUUCUGAGCACUAUGGUUACCUGGUCCUCAGAUCUCUGCAGGGUAAAUCCAGACAGCUAGCUAGACUAUCUGUCCAAUCUGAGUUUUCUGUUGCACGAGUAAAACUACUUUGGAACAUACUCAUGUUCCACAAAAACAAGUUCUUUCCCAAGGAACCUUUUUUUUUUUUUUUUUUUUUAGGAACUUCUUUGUCCUUUUGCAGAGGCACCGUGCUCUCAGGGCCACUCAAGAUGGUUGUGAUUGGCUCAAAAAAAUGCCAAUAAACCAAGGCACGUUUUUCUCCCUUCCCAGAAUGCUAUGUGGAUUAGAGACUACCCUAACCCCAGACUACCCUAACCCCAAUCCCUAAUGUUUAAAGUAUUUUAUGGCCUGAACUUAGUUCUGUUUACCAAUGUGGCCGGUAAGUUAAAUACAACAGUCACAUGAUGACGGUCACAAGAUAAAACCAUCAUACAUAAAAAUGUGUUUUGGAGCUAUCAAUGUGGUGGCCCAAUGGCACUGUGGCCUCACACCAAGCUGGGUCUGAGUUUGAAUCCAGGUUGUUCUGGGCCUUUCUGUGUGGAGUUUGUAUGUUCUCCCCAUGUUUGCAUGGGUUUCCCCUCUACCGUCAAAAACAUGUACUAGCGUCUCCAGUCAGUGCCCUUGAUCGAGGCACUGGCUCAGAUCUGGAGCUGGUCCCCGGGCGUUUUACAGACAUCACGUUCAAGCGUCUCAUUCGGAACCGGAUGUCACUUUUUCUAAACUUAACUCAUUUUGGUGCCUAAACCUGCGACCAUUUCACAACGUUUAAAAUAAUAGACAUGUUCAAAAUCGCAAUGCUUUACGCUCACAACCCCAACCAGGUUGGUUGAUGUAUGAGUUGCUAUUUUACCUGAGGGUUGUCUCAGAAGGACAAACAACGCGUAACGUCAUAGGGUUUGGAGGUCUGAUUCCGCACUAGAGCCCGACCGAUAUAUCAAUGGGCCGAUAUUAUCGGCCGAUAUAAUUAUAUAUAUAUGUAUAUAUAUAAAAUUAAAUAUUCAUUCAUUCGAAUAAAUGAUUCUAAUAAAUAAAUAUCUAAAAAAUAAAAACCAUGUUAUGAAUGUUGGCGUUGCAUAGUUUGUCCACCAGAGGACGCUCUACAACCUGUUGGCAACACUGAUUUUUAUUUUGAUACUGUGUUUUUGUUCAAAGGACUUUAAGUUUUUUAUCUUAAGUUUGUAUUUUUAUACCUUUUAUUUAUCAGAACUUUAAUGUAUUUUGACAUUCCUCUGAUCUGUUGUGACAAUAAAACAAAUUAUUAUCAUAUUAUUUUAGUGAGAACUCAUAAAUAGCUAAAAUUAACUAAUGUUAGGGAAAGCUGUUUGUGUUUUGUAACGCGUUUCUGAAUUUUUAAAAAAAAUAUAUGACAGGCCAAUACAUCGGCUUUUGAAAUUACCAAUUAUUUGUAUCGGUAUUGACUUUAAAAAUCCUUUAUCGUCAGGCUGUAUUCAUCACUGGUCUCCUUAAUGUUGGCCAGUACAACAUAAUCAUAUGCAACAAAACAAAGCUUUCUUCGUGUAGUGGAACGUGCCCAUGCUACCAUCAGUGGCUCUGCAUGCAACAUGUUGCACAGUGCACUAUAGCACACAUCUGGAGCACUAGACUGUAAAACCUAUUUAAUGGUCAGAUUGUUUUUAUGUCUCUGUGUGACUGUAAAUAGACUUAAACUACAGUUUAUGUUUUUCAUAACAACAGUACAGUUCCUCCAACAGAUUUAUAAACCACAUUAAAUGUCCUUGUUGCUGUAAAU
This is a messenger RNA of Etheostoma spectabile (orangethroat darter), 4339 nucleotides long. RefSeq names its product growth hormone releasing hormone receptor b (gene ghrhrb). Lineage: Eukaryota; Metazoa; Chordata; Actinopteri; Perciformes; Percidae. The coding region runs from base 260 to 1654 and encodes 464 amino acids. The transcript has 13 exons. The record is from RefSeq and is a predicted model, not a curated record. Gene Ontology annotation, cellular component: plasma membrane. Gene Ontology annotation, molecular function: G protein-coupled peptide receptor activity; peptide hormone binding; vasoactive intestinal polypeptide receptor activity. Gene Ontology annotation, biological process: cell surface receptor signaling pathway; adenylate cyclase-modulating G protein-coupled receptor signaling pathway.